GGCGGCCCUGCUUCCCCUUGAGCCGCCCCUCACCGCGCCGAGCGGGCCGCGGAGGCCGCUGGCUCUGUGUGGCAGCGCGGGGCUCAGCCCGUGCCGUGUCCGUGGGACACGCGUGGCUCUCCGGUAACUGCCUGCUGGUGAUUUCCCCCUUCCCAGCGCCUCGGAGCGCUGCGGGAGCGGCCGCGUGUGAGCGGCAUGGUUCGGAGCCCUUCCGGGCAAAGGCCGGCAGAAUCAUGAUCCGUUUCACAGUCACUUUGACAGACAACUCGCUGCAGUGCUGUGUCGGGAAAUGGACUGGGACCAGUUUGACUUGAACCCUAAAGUGAUUGCUGCCCUUAAGAAAGCUGACAUAAAAUCAAUAAAAGAGAUUUUUAAUCUCUCUGGAGCAGACUUGCAAAGAUUGAUGAAACUAUCCAGUGCAGAUAUCCAGUGCUUGCUGAAAACAGUCUCUCACACGCUGAGGAAGAAUAGUAUGUGUACAGCACUUCAGCUCUACCAAGAUAAAGACCAUCUCACCUCCCAGCACCAGAAGCUAAGCCUAGGAUGUCCAGUCCUAGAUACCUUGUUAAAAGGUGGCAUUCCUUUAGUGGGGAUCACAGAACUUGCUGGGGAAAGCUCUGCUGGGAAGACUCAGAUUGGUUUACAGCUCUGCCUCUGUGUGCAGUAUCCUUACAAAUAUGGUGGAUUAGAGUCUGGAGCUGUCUACAUUUGUACAGAAGAUGUAUUCCCAAGCAAACGUUUGCAACAACUCAUAGAUCAGCAACACAAGCUGCGUGCAGACGUUCCAGCUGAAAUCAUCCAGAGGAUCAGAUUUGGAAACAGUAUCUUUGUUGAGCAUGCAGCUGACCUGGAGACGCUGCGGCGGUGCGUGACGCGGCGGCUGCCGCUGCUGCUGGCGCGCGGCAUGGUGCGGCUGCUGCUCCUCGACUCCGUCGCCGCCUUGUUUCGCUGCGAGUUCGGAGCCUCCGAGUCCGUUGCCAAGGCCCGCUAUCUGCAGACGGUUGGAGCACAGCUUCACAGUUUAAGCACGAGGUUCAGGACUCCAGUCUUGUGCAUCAAUCAGGUGACUGAUGCAGUGGGUGAGUCAGAAGCUGCUCAGGGCAGCUGGAGCACAGUGGAUAACAGAGUCUCUCCAGCACUUGGAAUAACCUGGGCAAAUCAGCUGCUAAUGAGACUGAUGGUCAGCCGAGUACCACAACCUGAGCAAUCCCCUGGAGCUCUGGCACAGCACACAGGAAGCCUCAGGACUUUAACAGUAGUUUUUGCUCCUCAUCUCCCUCCAUCCUCUUGCUACUACACAGUAAAACUGGAAGGUGUAAAAGGAAUCAAGUAAAUCCUUUGCAUAGUAAAGCAGCCUGCUCCAAAAAUGCAUCCAAACUACUUGACUUCAGGAAGAAUUAUUAGGGAUGGGAGAAAUGGACUCUGAAACACAGCAAUGGUGAUGUGACCACAUAAAGCCUUCUCUACACCCUGAAAGAAGAGCUUUUUAGUCUUGGAUACACAUUCACCAGCUUUUCCUCGUGAGAGAGGAGUAUUGUGGAGGAGUCAAGCUGGGGACAGGCAGAGGCUGCAUAGGGAGGUGGGAUGUGGCAGUCCCCACAUCAGGGGAGAUUUGGUUUCUAACUUUACCAGCAUGCUAAAAUAGCAACAGCAUUUACUGCACUUGGGUACCUUCUCUGUUUCCAGACUCAAAGGGAUGCGAACUCAAGCAGCUAAUAAUUCUUGCUGGUGUCUUGCUGUAGGGCCUUGGAAAUAACAUAAAGCAGACAUCCUGUUUUAAAACCACAUUAUUAAUAUUAGGAUUUUAAAUACCAGAAAGAUACUUGAUUUGAACAUUUCUCUGAAAGAAUUAAACUUGUACUGCUUUUGUACUGUAUGGGCAGAGCUUCAUACAAGCUCUAUGGCAUCACAGAAUCAAUACAGUUGGGAAAGACCUUUUAGGGUCAAGUCCAGCCCCUACAGAUUUCUUUGUAAAUGAUUGUUUUCCAUUGCAAAAGCCUCUUCAUUUAAAACUUAAACCCCCUCUUCCCCUCACUGUGUUUGCUCAGUGCUGGAGCUGUGUAAGCAGCCAGGUUCAGAGCAAGGCUGACACGUGGGGCUGGACAGCAUUCCUGCCCCUGGCACUGUCUGCCCUUACAGGCUCGCAGCUGCCCUGGGCACCCCAAGGGCACCUUCACCAUUAAGCUGUUACUCUCAGUUUGGGGGUUUUUCGUUGCUGUUUGCACUUUACAUGUUUUCCUUUCCCUCUCUGCACUAUUUAUCACAUCUUUUCCUGUUGUCCUCAGCCCACUGCUAUGACAGCAGCUUCUUCUAGCCCCUGCUGAUUUCAGUGUGAAAGCAGGCUGAAGCACAAGUUGCUCACACAUGUUUUCCAUAGGCCACACUAGACUAUUCUCUUCCCUCCCUGGCCUGUGUCUGGGACAGGAUCUUUGGCCAAUACAUUGCUCAUCCUAUUGUACUCAUGUGAUUGAAAUAAAGCCCCAGAGCGAUGUCACUGAUUAAUGGGCCUCACUCAACCCCAAACUUGAACUUCAUUUACUCAAAGAGCCUCAUACCAAAGCCCAGUGUGUACUCCCACUCACCAUAAAUCACAGCCAGAACAGUGUGAUACGCACCUUAAGGCUCAGUUUUGUAAUAUUUUGGUAACUUUUACCACUGUAGCUGCUUGCAGGAAUGAAACCCAAGUGCUAAAGUAACCAGAACUCACAGCUGUAACCAAAAAUCACAGUUCCCUUGAAGAGAAACACUUUUACAAGCAAACUUCAAUAAAAUCUUA
Colius striatus (speckled mousebird) is the source of this 2776-nucleotide messenger RNA. RefSeq names its product X-ray repair cross complementing 3 (gene XRCC3). The transcript has 8 exons. Lineage: Eukaryota; Metazoa; Chordata; Aves; Coliiformes; Coliidae. Gene Ontology annotation, cellular component: replication fork; Rad51C-XRCC3 complex. The record is from RefSeq and is a predicted model, not a curated record. Gene Ontology annotation, molecular function: four-way junction DNA binding; ATP-dependent DNA damage sensor activity; ATP binding. Bases 290 to 1333 code for a protein of 347 amino acids. Gene Ontology annotation, biological process: t-circle formation; telomere maintenance via recombination; resolution of mitotic recombination intermediates.